AUGGCAAUGGCAAUGGCAGAAUUUGCUGAAAACCUCAAGGAAGAGCUGACCUGCUCUGUGUGCAUUGACUACUUCGAUUGCCCAGUGACCUUAGGCUGUGGCCACAGCUUUUGUCUCCUUUGCCUCUUCAGGAACUGGGGAGAAGAUGACCAACCCUGCUUCUGUAUUCUGUGCAGAAGACCCUUCCAGAUGAGAGACUUGGAUAUCAACUAUUGCCUAGGGAAGCUGGCCAACAUAGCCAAGGACAUGAGACCCUACUUAUUGAAGCUGACAACUGAAAGUGUCACAUGUGAGAGACAUCAGGAGGAACAAAAGCUGUUCUGUGAGGAGGACCAAAUACUCCUCUGUGUAUCUUGUUUCCAAACCCAGGAACACAGCAGGCAUACAGUGCACCCUAUAGAAAAGGCUGCAGAGGAUUCUAGGGACAAGGUCCAGAACACUUUGGAUCUUCUUAGGAAAGAAGUGGAGAUAACUCAGGCUGUUCUGGCUGAAGAGAGAAAGACAAUGGAGACUUGUGAUGAACAGGCAUUUGCUUGGAAAGAGAUCAUCAGAGGGCAAUAUAAGCAAUUAUAUGGAUUCCUGGAGAAUGAGGAAAAAAGGCACCUUAAAAAUUUGGACAGAGAUGAAAUAGAGACCAUGAAGAAUCUAAGAGAAAAUGAGGCCAGACUCUCUGAACACCUUCAGAGCUUAAGGGAAGUCAUUGUAGACCUGGAGGAAAAUGGCCAGAAAGCAGAUCUCCAGCUUCUGCAGGUGGUAGGAAGUACAUUAAAAAGGAGUCAGUCCUUUGUGAGUAAUCGACCAGAAGGUACCACUAUUCAACUGCCCAUAUGCCAUAUCACUGGGAUCUGGGAUAUGAUGAAGAACUUCAGAGUGAAUGUGAUCCUGGAUCCUGAAAGCGCCUGUCCUUAUCACAUUGUGUCUGAAGAUAUGAAGACUGUCACCCAUGGUGCAUAUCAGCAGAAUAUACCUAUUGGUCGCCACCAAUUUACAGACAAUAUUAUUUUGGGGGCUCAAGUCUUUACCUUUGGGGUGCACUACUGGGAAGUAGAUGUGGGAAAGAGUACACAAUGGUCAGUGGGUGUAUGUAAGGAAUCAUUGAAUAGGAAUGCAAAUGUUCCAUUCUCUCCUGGGGAUAUCCUUCUUGAAGGAUACAGUUCCAAGUGUAAUAGUUUCCAGACCAGCUCUGGGAACUGCUCAUGA
Dromiciops gliroides (monito del monte) is the source of this 1200-nucleotide messenger RNA. RefSeq names its product probable E3 ubiquitin-protein ligase TRIML1. NCBI's taxonomy places the organism in Eukaryota, Metazoa, Chordata, Mammalia, Microbiotheria, Microbiotheriidae. Gene Ontology annotation, molecular function: zinc ion binding. The coding region runs from base 1 to 1200 and encodes 399 amino acids. The record is from RefSeq and is a predicted model, not a curated record. The transcript is spliced from 2 exons.